Closterium sp. NIES-67 is the source of this 1536-nucleotide messenger RNA. Lineage: Eukaryota; Viridiplantae; Streptophyta; Zygnematophyceae; Desmidiales; Closteriaceae. The record is from the annotation of a GenBank genome assembly.
CAUUUCACUGCCACCAGAACAGCAAUUUGCAUUUGCAUUAGCUAGCUGGACAAUUCAACUCCGUGAGGGGAUGCAGUAAUAGUUGUACGCUGGUCCUGCCGGCUGCGCUCCCUAUCCGAUUGGAAUCUGUGACCCGCCGACGAGAGUGCUAGUCGCGCAGUGUUCACUGGCGUUGCUUCUUGUUGCCUGCAAACCGCCACACAACCGCCGCACGCCUCAAAUUCCGCAUAGUCCGACAUGGCUGCCGUCUCCGCCGUCUCCGCCGUAUCCUCCGUGUCCAACAUGGCAGUAAACAGUCAUCGUAUGCGUGCUUCCACGUGCGACGGGUUCGCUCGUCAGCCGAAUAGCAGGCAGCGGCGGUCAUUGAGCAGCGCCGUCACACCUGCUCCGUGCGGUUUCCUCUCUGCCCCCUCCGCCCUUGCGCCUUCCGCCCUUGCGCGCGCUGAUCCGCGAUUGCUGCGGAAGGCCCGCCACACUGCAGCAGCAGCAGCGGAGGGGCAACCCGCGGUAACAACCGAUGCAAAGGAGGGAGAGGAGGUGCCAGUGCCGGUGGUGGUGAUCGACAAUCAUUCGGAGGAGAACGCGACUGUGGUGGAGCUGGAAUUUGGGGACAGGCUCGGCGCGCUCAUGGACACGAUGGCGGCUCUUCGCAGCCUGGGUCUCAACGUGGUGAAGGGGCGGGUGACGACCAUCGGCAACGUUGCUCGCAACAAGUUCACCAUCACGCAGGAGGGCGGCAAGGUGGAGAGAGCGGAGAUGAUUGAGGCCAUCCGAGGCACCAUCAUCUCCAACCUCCUCAAGUACCACCCGGAGUCCGGCUCUCAGCUGGCGAUGGGCCUCACGUGCGACUCGCCGCCUUGCAAUCCGGGGAUCCCAACACGCCUGUCGCUUACACCUCUGCCAGACGCCACCGGUAGCAAGUUGAGGGUGGAGGCGGCGGACAGACCAGGGCUGCUGAUGGAGAUAGUGGACGUCCUGGGAGGGAUGUCUGUCAGUGUGACGUCAGCUGAGAUCGACACCGAGGGAGUGGUGGCAAAGGAUGUGUUCACAGUGUCGUACCAUGGGGGGCCGCUGGACGAAGAGAUGACCACGCUGACUCUCAACGCCCUCAACUACACUCUCUCUCGGCCAGACAUCGAGGCGGAGGAGAGCUACUAGUGUCUUGACUUGAGGCACCUUAUAACGAGGCGGAGGAGAGCUGCUAGUGUCUUGACUUGAGGCACCUUAUAACGAGGCAGAGGAGAGCUGCUAGUGUCUUGACUUGUGGCACCUUUUAACGAGGCGGAGGAGAGCUACUAGUGUCUUGCCUUGAGGCACCUUAUGUGAAGGCAGAGGAGAGCAUCUAGUGUCUUGCCUCGAGGCACUUUAUAACGAGGCUGAGGAGAGCAUCUUGUCUCGAGGCUCCUUUUUUAGGCUGAGGGGGGCUACUUCUGUAAACUUCAAAUAUGACAUCGACUUCACAGGGGCGACAUGGGCCUCCGUUGAUGGUCGUCUGUAAUUAUGAUUGAAACGUCUCAUCACAUAACAUCCCGCUUU